CGUUGCGUACAACAGGCCAUUUCUGUUAUCGCUGCUUAAGAAUUUUUGCUUUUGGAUUUAGAACAAUUCGAAAGAGUGCAUCCAACGAAUUUUUUUUGUCAUUUGCGAAGUGUAGAGCAUCUCAUGUUGAAGGCAUUUUUAUUGCAUUUUGUCGAGAAUAUUUGUCAAAGUGAUGGAAAAAUUUAGAAUUUAAUAUCAAAUUGUGAGAAUUUUUUUUAUUUCCGUUUGUUGACAAAAGUGGAUAUUGGACGAGACAGGAAGAAGGAAGAAAACAAAUAAAAAUUAUUUUUUUGCAAUUUUUUUUCGUUUGUUCGUUCUGGGUACGAAGGUAGUGUCAACGACGAGAACACACUGCAUUUGGAUUUUGGGAUUUUUCUUUACAUAACGAUUUGGUUGAACGUGAUUUUUUAUCAUUUCGUCAUUCACCAAAGAAAAAGUUAAUGAAAACUUGCAAUCUGAAUUAUUAGCCCAAAGGCGUGUUAGCACCGAUGAAUAAACGUUAUUGAAUAAAAGACGACAAAGUUGGCUAUUGUGAAAUUUAAAGACACCAUUGAUUCGAAAGUGACACAGUGAUUUAUUGUUUGCCAAGAAUUACCAAGUUCUUCGUUUGGUGCGUGCUAUCAACCAAUUUGAAGUGAAUUUUCUGAACUCACAAAGUUUUGAACAAUAAUAACAACGAACCCAUUCUUUUGUUGAACAAGAAAAAAAACAGGAGAAGAAGAGAAAAGAAAAACAAUCAUUGCGCAACGUGUAAAAACGCGCGAGAAAAUUGAACAAGAACAUUUGUGGUGCUAAAAUCGAUUUUGGCUGGAUUAAUUACAGUGACACAAGCGAUAAUUAUUAUUUGACAGAAAAAAAGAAUUAAGACGUAAUUGCUUUGCCAAGUGACCAAAUAUAACGAGCCACUUGAAACGUUGAGCUGAAGCCAUUGCACAGGGCAAAAAAGAGGAUAUCAGAACAACGAGCAGUGUUAGAGUGAGCGCGCGAGAGAAAGAGAUAGAGUAUUAAACCACUACACAACCAGAAGAAGAAGAAAAAAACCGAAAAUGACGUCAAUACUACAGCGACAUAUUGCACUGAUGCUGGUGAUAAUGUGCGUUGUGUGCACAAUUGAAAGCACACGCGAUCGCACACCAAAUAAUCGAAGACGUGACCGACCCGUCGUCAGUACGACGAACAAUUUGUGUGAAAAAGGCGUUGACAUGAAGCUACUGUGCCACUGCAACCAUGACCAUUACAAGCAGAAAAUCAAUGAAGUCGAUUGUUUCUUAUUGCACGAAGAAUUCCCACAGUCAGAUCCAUCUUGGUUCGCUUUCAACAGUCAUCCGAACAUUAAGCACAUCCAGUUGACGGUAACCCAGCACGGAUUCUUAGGCUAUUUGCCAAUUGAUGUGUUCCGUCGACAACGCGAUUUACAAACAUUGAACAUUCAAUAUGGCAAUAUCCGGGAAAUUCCAUCCUAUGCAUUCAGCAAUUUGACACGAGUACAUAACAUUACAUUGGAACACAAUCAAGUUGAAGUGUUGAAUGCGUUUGCAUUUGCCAAUCAUGCCGCUUUGGCCGAACUAAAUCUACAAUUGAAUCAAAUCACCAGCAUUAAUCGAUUGGCCUUUGUCAAUUUACCCAAAUUAGAGGAAUUAAUACUGAGCCACAACAAUAUUUCAACAUUGCCGAACGAUGUGUUCGCCAACAUCACCAAUCUCAAUAAAUUGAGAUUGAACGAUAAUUUAUUGACGGCAUUAACGCGUGACGUAUUCAAAGGUUUGGGCAAAUUAAUGCAGCUUGACUUGAGCGUAAACAAUUUGAAAAGCCUUGGUGAUGGCGUUUUCGCUGAACUAUGGAGUCUACAGGAGCUUUAUUUGGAAAAUAACAGUCUUGAACGGAUCUCCGAACGAGCUUUUGAUGGUUUGAAUAAUUUACGCAUUCUUCAUUUACAAAAUAACAAAAUCGCUCUGUUGGAAAAUGGUGUGUUCAGCACGGUGCCAGCGGUGACCACAUUGAAUUUGAAUAAUAAUCUGUUGGAAUGGUUAACCUAUACAACAGUUCUGCCAAUCAUGGAUAAUUUGGUCAAUAAUACAUCCAGCGUUCUGUCAAUUUCGGAGAAUCGUUUCAUUUGUGAAUGCCGUUUACGAUGGAUUUUCGACUUGCACAAUCAGACAAAGAAUCGUGAAUUGAAACAAUCAUUGGAGCGCAUAACUUGUAUGUUGGAGCAUGCCCACCAGGUGGUCAACGAUAAUGCAUUGAAUGAUCCACGCUAUCAGAUUCACUUUGAGACCAAUCCACGUAAUGCUCAGCCCAUGGAUUUCGAUGUACAUAAUGAUUUGAGCAUACCAACGAAUCACAUUAACGAGCGCCAUUCAUCGUCCAAACUACACUCAUCCGAAAAAGUCGAACUCCUAAACUUGAAUCCAAAUCAAUUGCCAUGCGAAGCGGUAACUGAUCCCACUGAGCUGCCAUUGCAACGCGAAUCAGUGUCUGGCUACGAUAUUGGCGGCUUCAAACUAUUCGCAUCAUCAGGCAGUUCCCAUGAUAUUGCCACAAAUUUCAUUGUCACUGCCAUUUUGGCCAUUUCCACCGCGAUAAUCCUGUCAUAAAAUCACUAAUGCGAUAUACACAGGAAGUGACUUCUUUUUUUUAAAUGAAAAUCGAUAAAAUAUUUUACCGUGUUUUCCAAUUCAAUUAAUUAGACAUCUUCUUUAGCUUUGAUUUUUGCCACUUUUUUCAAUUCAUUUUCGUCCAUGACUUCAUUGUUUUUCCCCCAAGCCUAGGCACUCUUUCUACUUUCGUUUCUAUUUUAGCUUUAAAAAGAAUACAAAAUGAAUUCAUACUCUAUAUUCUUACACUAGACCAGAUGGCAUGACAAAAAAAAAAACAAUUUAUGUGGACGAUUAUAGCUAUCGGUGCAGAAUUAUAUGUCAUACAGUUUUAAAGAAGAAAACAGAUAAUUUGAUGAAAAACUUAUUACGUGUACACCCAUAUAGCAGUUAAGAAUUGCAUUUGAAAUUGACAUUCAAAACAUAAACGAAAAAUUGGAAAUGGAAUCACUAGUUAGGCAAAUAUUAUCCCAUUGAUUUCAUUGUAGCGUGCCCCUCAAAACAGAAAAUUCCAAAAAAAAAACAAUCAUUUAAAAACGAACAGCCGAAAGAAGUAGAAGAAGGAAAUUUGAAACGAGUCGGCGAAUUGGGUAUUUGAAUGAAAGACAAAUUGAAACGUUGUUAGUAUUUUUUUUUGGAAGAUAUAGACGUGGCCGGUUAGAUUUUAAAUGAGCAAAUCUUCACUUUGUUGAGUUGACCGAGAUUCAAUGUAUCUGAUAAAAUGUAGAUGUUUAAGUCAGUUUAUAUACCAGGAUAAAUCGUUUUUUGCUCAGCCGCACUGAAACCUGUUUGGUCCAUCGUUCUCGGACACCAUUCAACAUCAUCUCGUUCGAUCGACAUACAAGCCAUGUCGAAAAACGAUUCGCCAAAAAGCACGUUUUAAUCUCUUUUGAAAGAAAAAAAAACAAACACCUUGAUGACAAAUUAAAAUAGACAAAAGAAAACAUUUAAAAAAAUCGUAAAAAAAUAUUUUUGUGUAAAACAAUCAAUGAAAGGAAAUACCAGGUAAAUGGUGUGGUUGGGAAAGAGAUAAAUGAAUAAAGGAGAAAUCCACACGAGAAUUUAAAAGAAAAACAAACCAAAUUUAAAGGCAAACUUAUUCUUGUUAUUAGAUUGUCGCAAAUGUUCGUCAGCAUAAGUAUAAGUUAAACAAGUAACACAGCUAAGGCCAAGAAGUUCAUGUAUACAAAAUCGACACUACAUAAAUGGCGUCUUAUUCGAUGUAUGUACGUGUGAUUCUAUUUGCCUGUCUAUGCAUCCGAAUACACAUGGCAGAAAAGAAUGGAAGAGAGCAGAAAUUAAAAGUCGACGAAAUGAAUUUCGGCCAAGAUUUCACCGAGGCUCUAAGAUUAAAUGAUGAUUUAAAAUAUUUUGAAGGGUAUUUUUUAAACAAUAAACAUUUUUUUUUUCGCUUAAUGCAAUUUGAUUAUAAGAUUGUUGAAUUUAGUGCAUUCGAUCAAAGAUCCAGCAUGCAGAACAAACGACCAAUGUUUUGGUAAAUGUGGAUAUGGAACACACACGCAUGUGUUCAUGCGUGCAAUACAAAUGCCAAACAUUCGUUCUGCAUCCAGCAUCAUCUUUGAAUUUCUUCACCAAGCUCUUAAAACUACUCACAUUCUUUUUUUUCUGUUUGAACACACGUUCUUUUGACAGCUAUGUUCAACUUUGAUUUACGUUUCAGUUUAAAUUCAUUUCCAAUGUGCUUACUUCGGUUUUGAAACUAUAAUAUUCCUAUAUUCGAAUUAAUGAGUGUGACAAACAUUUUAAAACUAUUCGAACACAAAAUGUCUGUCAAUUUUUUUAUAUACAAAAAAAAAGAAUAUCUUUAACAAAAAAAAUGCAACCAAAAAAAAAUGAACAAGAACGAACAGAAUUUCGAUUGAAUUUUAGCAAUUUUUUUUCUUUUGUAUCGUAAAUAUUAUGACUUAAAUUAAUCGAUUACACAUUUACAAUAAAUAUAGACAUGAGAAAAUUAUUGUGGAUUUAAAUGUGAAAUACAUUCAAAUGCAUAAAAUCAACAAUAUACAUUGAACAACAAGAAAGAAAAAAUGAAACAGAAUAUUGUAAACGUUUAGUUUUUUUGAGAGAAAAAAAAUGAUGAUAAAAAUUGAUGAAAAGAAUACUUUAAACUUAAGAUAUAUUUAGGUCUAAGUCAGCGUUGCCCCACACACACAAAAACAAUUUAUUAACCAAAAAAAAACAUGCAGAACACAUCACAUCCGACCUUUUCAAUGUACUCACACUCCAUUAUUAUAUUGAUGUAUUCGAAUGCAUACCAAAAGCAGAUUAUCAAUACGAUAAUUUGUUCCGCGAAAAUUCGAAUUUAAUGUAAACGUGCGUGCGCCCUUCCCCACAAUACUGCAAUCGAUUGAUCAGAAUCGGGCCCCGGUGAAUGUGAAUGUGUUUUAUAUGUACUGUUCCACCUCGAUGUCGACCUUCUCAAACACUAAAUGUACACACAACAACCAAAUUUAUUGAUAAUUCACGUAAUAUUACUGCGAAUCGAAAUAGAAGAAAAACCAACACAAUUUUAACUGCGAUGCAACUAAGUGAAAAAUGCAACCAAUAAAUAUUUCAAA
Messenger RNA from Sitodiplosis mosellana (orange wheat blossom midge), 5173 nucleotides. It is a transcript of the gene Con, whose product is annotated as connectin. Gene Ontology annotation, molecular function: protein binding. The record is from RefSeq and is a predicted model, not a curated record. Lineage: Eukaryota; Metazoa; Arthropoda; Insecta; Diptera; Cecidomyiidae.